Molecule: messenger RNA, 23226 nt
Organism: Liolophura sinensis
Lineage: Eukaryota; Metazoa; Mollusca; Polyplacophora; Chitonida; Chitonidae
Exons: 127
Coding region: 173-21469 (7098 amino acids)
Biological process (GO): transmembrane transport; lipid transport
Cellular component (GO): intracellular membrane-bounded organelle; membrane
Molecular function (GO): ABC-type transporter activity; lipid carrier activity; ATP hydrolysis activity
Source: RefSeq, a predicted model, not a curated record
CGGCUGUAAACUUGUGCGUGUCACUUACUGAGCAUCUGAUGCACAUAAACAGACAGGGAAAACAGCUUUGGUUAACAUCUCCUACUCAGGUCAGUCGUAGCUUCACGUGCGGAGCAGAGACGAGCGAAUUGUGUGGAGAGCGGGUCCUCUAGGAUCAGCCCAAGCACUGGCCAUGGGGUUACUUCGCCAGUUUGGAUUACUACUUCAACGAUACCUCAUCAUCCGCAAAAGACAACCAGUGAUAUUGGUGUUAGAGGUAUUAUGGCCCCUGCUAACGUUUCUGGUGGUGGCCGUUGUGAGACAAGGCGCGUUACCAGUGAGCAAGCCAAACUGCCAUUAUGCAGAGCGUGCCUUGCCCAAUGCUGGCAUGUUGCCUUUUGUACAAACAUAUGUGUGUAACAUGAACAACGAGUGUCAGACGGAAGCAGGACAGGAAGCAGCACGACAAAGGAGAGAGAACUUGACAGGACUCAUUGAUGACCUCGGGCCUCGUCUGUCUAAUCCUAAUGUCACAAAUGCCCUCAAAUCGCUCAGAAAUGCAACUGUGUUUAUGAAGGCAUUGGAUAAAAAUCUGAAAAACCAGACUUGGCUUUCAGAUUAUAUGGAGAAUGGCAUUCCAAUACGAGAACUGUUACGGAACCCAGAUGAACUGAGAAGGAAUCUGGUGACGAAGAACAGAUACUUGGAAGGAGACGUCUUUGAUACCAUACUGAAUGCAUCUCUGAGUUUUAAUGGGAUUGUGAGCUACUUGGGAGACUUUAACGGUACAGCUGUUUUAUGUAAUGCCACAAAGUUGAAGCAUUACCUUUAUUUCGAGGAGAGGGCCGAUGUUGAGGCUGUCACUAGAGACCUCUGUACUUUGAACACGACAGACUUGCCAGAGCUGAUCCAGGCUCUACAGAAUCACUUGGAUGUUGUAAAGAUCGUCAAAUUGUUGUCAAGAGUUUCUGGGAAUUACACAUUACGUAACGGGUUUAAUGACAUGAGCUUGUUGCUGGAUCUGAUUUUGAAUAGCUCAGCUGUAAAGGACCCACAUCUGUUCCAAAUGGUUGAUGUUCUGAAGAGUGUGCCGGACUGGAUUGAGAAGUUUAAGGCUUUACCUGAAUCAUACACAGACGUCCUUAAAGAUAUAGUCAUGGAAUUAGAUCCCAUCAUCAAAGGCCUGAGCAAGAAUAACACGGUUUGGGCGCACAUCAAGGAAGGUCUUCUUAUGGUUAAUGACUUCAUUCAGAUGUUCUUUGGAGAAAAAUCUGUGGCUGUGAAGCAGUGGUUUGUGGACUGGUCGGAGGUGGAGGAAUUGCUGAGGAGUGCAAAUGUGUCUGAGGACAGCAUCAGGUCACUGAUGAACGUAAAAGUCUCUCUUGAGCAGCUCACACCUUACUUACUCAGCAAAGACGCGAAGGACCUCAAGCAGCUGUUGUGCGUUAGGAAUGGUACUGCCUACAUUGCUGUUAUAUGUGAUGAAAAACGCAUCAAUGAAGCAGUUAUGAAGGAAUUUGUAGAGCUCAUCAGCUUGUCCAAGUUUAAAGGGCAGGCGUUGGAAGCCCUCAACAGUAGGAUUGUGCCGGUGGAGGAUCUUUUAAAGCAGGGGAUCCACUACUUGAACAUGGUGCUUAAUAUACCACAUCUGAUGGACACCUUGGGAGCUGUGACCUCUAUAAAUCUGCAGGAUACUCUGAGAGCCCUAGAAAUGGUGUUAUCAGGAAACACGACUGAACAAAAUGUUAUCAGGAUGCUGUCUAGUUCACUGGGAGGUCUGGACCGUGCCCUGAAUAUCCCGCCCUAUGCUAACGUAACCCGCAUUCUGAUGGGCAUAGCAGACACCUGCCUUUCAGCUCUCACCGAAGCCAUCACAACCUUCACAGAAAUGGAAAAUGACCUCGCAAGAUUCAUCACAGGAGAGGUUAACCUGAUGCCGUCUGUAAAUGAGCUACUUGCCUUAGGACCACAGGCCACCAAAUCUGUUCUCCAGGCAUUCACCGAUCCAGGCAAACUACAGAUGUUGCUGAACAAUAUUGAAAAUCUGCGAGCAGUUUACUGUGAUGGGGACAGACUUUCCUGGUUCCUGGACAUGCCCAGAUCGCAGACUCUAGAUGGAUUACAGGAGAUUUUCUGCACAGACAAUGUCACUGAGAUCUCCCACAACUUACUGGCAGGGUUACACCUGGAAGAGUUGCAGCAUAUAUUCAAAAAGGGAAUGGAUGAGAUAGACAGUUACCUCCAGGGGUUGAAAGAUCCGAGAUCCUCCCAGUUCAAUGUCUCCGAAUUGCUGUGGAAGUCUCUUACAUUUUACAACAGUGUUAAAGCAGCAGAACAGACAGCGGUGAAUGACUGGACAUUGCUGGUAGACAAUCUCACAAGUAUUAACCUGCACACCGAAGAAUGGAGUCAUGUGUGGAUGGACUUUAGGCCACAGGUUUGGACUGCAGGGUUUGCCGUUGCAGUGGAGACUUGGGGUCCAGUACUAGAAGAGAGCAACCUGUGGCCGAUUGUUGGACGGUACUUUCGUGUUGCUGAGGUAGUCAUGGAGGAAUAUAUGGAUCAGAUGACAGCUAUGACUGAUUUAUUUGGAGGAAACUCUGCCAUUGGUCAGAUUACAAUGGACGUUAUGAAAUAUUUCCCAGAGAUGGUGGGAGGCGUUCUGUCAGUAGCAGAGAACCCUGCAUUUAUCACACAACUGGUGAACGCUGGGAAUCUGAGCUCAGUACUGUGUAACCCACACCAGCUGAAGACCAUGAUGACCAUCCCUGAUUACGUCCCCUUGGAUGAGAUGCUCACCAACAUCUGUAGCCUGGAUUUAGACCAGAUGAUGCAUCAGGCUAUGGCAAUUUACAACUUCAUGGGUCCUGACAUGUUGCGAAAGAUUGAUGCCUUGCUGAAGAAUGACGGAGGUAUUGGCACAGCGAGAGGAUUUAAUUGGUCACGAAUGGUAGAGGAUGGUUACAAGCUGUACAAGAUGGUACUGGAUCCUCUUCAGUACUCAGGAAUGAUUUCACUUAUUGAGAAUAUAUCAUUAUCGGAUUUGGACCAAUACUUGGAGCGCUUUGAGCACUUGGAUGGACAAGAGUUUGCGAGACUGGCUGCCUUUGUGGUAAGUUACGGCUCACAGAUUGACAGAAUGUUUGGGAACAACCCCACAUGGAAGUUGGCAAAAUCAUAUAUACUUAUGGUGGAGCAAUAUCUGGAAACAUUCAAUAAAAAUGGAUUUGAACUGACAGUCUCUGACAUUUUCCCAAAUGCAACCAAACUGAACAAGUUAGUGAAGUCUGUGGGUGGAGUUAUACCAGACCUGAUGGAAGCUUUGAAAAACAUGCUCCUACAUCCUUACAAGUUAAGUGAGAAGCUGCUGUCCAUGAACCUUGCUAACCAGACUGUAUGUGAUGGCUUGAUGGUUAGUUCAUUACUCGACAUAGAGAACCCAGCCAGUGUCCAGGCUUUAGAACAUGAGCUGUGCAGCCUGGACUGGCUAGAGCUGUCACGCGAAAUGAAUGGGAACCCUGCACAGGAGCAUCUGAACUGUGUGCUUGUCGCUCUCUACCUUGGUAAGCCUAUACCAGACGUCAGCCUCAACUGGACCCGAAUCACCCAGAAUGUCUACACCUAUGUCAGCAUCCUCUUCUCAAACCAGACCAUGGCUUUUCCGGACUUGCAGGGAUAUGGCGUGAAUCUGACAGCUAUUCAGACACGCUUUGAGGAGUUGGAGAAUGCCUCUCGGGUGUUCAGCAAUGCAGACAAGGCAACCGAAUUGUCAGCAGGCCUUUUUCCCUUGAUGGAGAUGUUAGCAAACAAAGACCCAUCUCUUGCUGCUGUUUGGAAAAUGGAGAAAAUAUAUAUAUUCAUCAUUAACCAGUUUAUUAAGCUGGUUAAUGAGAAUUUACCGAGGUUCCAAGGCAAAGCUGAAGUAAACCUGCUCCAUUUCUUGGAUUCUGAAGAGCUUGAUAAGAUUGCCAUGGCACUGUCGGCCUCUCCAGACCUUGUUCAUGUUCUUCUGGACACUCUGCUGGACAUCAUGCUCGAUUCAUCCAAGGCUGCCAAGUUUGGGAAUGUGCAGGAGCUGAUGCGCGUGUGUUCUGAUCCUGUCGUCUUUAAUUACUUCUUCCCGGAAUCUGCUCAUGUCCAGCUGGACAUCCGUGGGACGAUCUGUAACGCAUCCCUUGUGAACAGCACAAAACUGGUACAGGAGCUGGAGAACAGCAUUGGAGGCCUCAGUCAGAUGGUACAGGCGAUUUCACAGGUUAUACAGCCAAAUGUCAAAUUCUCGGACAUUCAUGUAAACAUGUCAGAGGUAAGUAAGAACAGUGACCAGUUUACAGCGAUGAUCAUGAAGUUGGUGAAGAACCCACCGAGGAUAGAUCUGGGCCUGGGAAUGCGCUGGAUGAACACCAGCGUGUGGAGCAGUCUUCUGGAUACCUAUGGGGACAAAUUCCUGGCAGCUUUCCAGAGAUAUGAAAACAUGAGCUACGAUGAUUUGUUCAACCUCACCCUAGCCAUAGUGGAGCAGCAACUGAUACAGUUAGUUGUAUUCCCCGAGUUUAACGAGGCCAUGGCAAUCCUUGGGUACACAGCUCAGCAGGCAAUACGAGCCAUGGAGACACUUCUGGGCAAAGCUGAAGUAAACCUGCUCCAUUUCUUGGAUUCUGAAGAGCUUGAUAAGAUUGCCAUGGCACUGUCGGCCUCUCCAGACCUUGUUCAUGUUCUUCUGGACACUCUGCUGGACAUCAUGCUCGAUUCAUCCAAGGCUGCCAAGUUUGGGAAUGUGCAGGAGCUGAUGCGCGUGUGUUCUGAUCCUGUCGUCUUUAAUUACUUCUUCCCGGAAUCUGCUCAUGUCCAGCUGGACAUCCGUGGGACGAUCUGUAAUGCAUCCCUUGUGAACAGCACAAAACUGGUACAGGAGCUGGAGAACAGCAUUGGAGGCCUCAGUCAGAUGGUACAGGCGAUUUCACAGGUUAUACAGCCAAAUGUCAAAUUCUCGGACAUUCAUGUGAACAUGUCAGAGGUAAGUAAGAACAGUGACCAGUUUACAGCGAUGAUCAUGAAGUUGGUGAAGAACCCACCGAGGAUAGAUCUGGGCCUGGGAAUGCGCUGGAUGAACACCAGCGUGUGGAGCAGUCUUCUGGAUACCUAUGGGGACAAAUUCCUGGCAGCUUUCCAGAGAUAUGAAAACAUGAGCUACGAUGAUUUGUUCAACCUUACCCUAGCCAUAGUGGAGCAGCAACUGAUGCAGUUAGUUGUAUUCCCCGAGUUUAACGAGGCCAUGGCAAUCCUUGGGCACACAGCUCAGCGGGCAAUACAAGCCAUGGAGACACUUCUGGCUAGGAACAGCACAAGCUUGAAGGGCUUCCUCACAGAUUAUCCUACCAUAGAGAGAGUGAUUGAACUGUCUAACAGCCUCCCCCAGAUCUUAGCCACCCUGACGUAUACCAACUCCUUCAACCCACUGGCGUUGAGCAGCAUGUUGCAGACAGUGGACAGCUGGCAUAGUUUUUGUGCCCAGAAUAUAUCCCGCUUCAUCCAGAAUGUCCCUGGCCUGAACUUUGACAUAUCAACUUUCCACUCUGACCUUUGUGACCUGAACAUGACCCAGCUGAUAGCUGAGGGUCAGGCCUUCAUGGGAACCACAGACCUGAUGACCUCUCGGCCAAUUCUAAACCUCACCUAUGAUUGGGCGAGCAAUGUGAGGACGAUGCAGGCGGCAGUUCAAGGCUCAGGCAAACUGUUGCGCCUAUACCUACGGGUGCUGGAGAAACCUCCACUCCAUUUACAGAUGGUCUUCACCUGGCUGAACAAAACUUUAUGGGAGACGACAUUUGGGAGGUUAGGUCAGCAGCUAGCAGACCCAGGAACUACUCUCAGAAUGUUGGAGGGUCUUGACCAGUUGACCCCAAUCCUGGACAACAUCAGUCGCACUGACCGCUUCUUCGGAUACGUGUGGAAAGUCCAGAAGAUACAGACAUAUGUUCUGAAUGAAGUCAUCAAACUGGCCAACAAAAACCUCCCACGACUUGAGGGGAAAGUGAAUUUAUUGGAUUUCUUCCGAUCGGAAGAACUCGAAAAGAUUGCUACAGCUCUGAAAGCUUCACCAGAGAUCAUCAAACUAUUGUUUGAUACAUUCUUGGAUAUUAUGGCAGACCCUACAAAAUCAUCAAAGUUCUCGGACCCCCAAAAGUUAGCUCAGGUGUGCUCUGACCAAGGAGUGUUCAGGAACCUGUUCCCUGCGGCCAUUACCUUACAGGUGGACAUCCAGCGAGUGAUAUGUAACCUGACUUACAUCAACAGCACGCGGCUCAUAUCAGAACUUCAGGACGGUGUCUACGGGCUCAGUCAGAUGGUGCAAGCGCUGACAAGAGUUGCUAGCCAAGACGAGAUAAACAUGUCGUACAAGGCCAUGUCUAAGAAUUACGAGCUGUUUGUGGAGAUACUGACAAACCUGAGCAGAAGUCCACCCCAGGUGGAGUUGGGCUUAGGCAGGGAGUGGGACAAUGCCUCCCGCUGGAACAAGUUGUGGACAGAGUUCAGUGAGGAAUUCAUCAACAUCUCCAGACGUAUGGAGGCUCUCGGAUUGGAAGAGGUUGUCACAAGUUUGCUCCCAGUUCUGGAGAAACAGUUUAGUCCUCUGUACCAGAGCACUGAAUUCACAGCUGUUAUGGCCUCCAUUGAUAUGUAUCUGGCAUCCACUUUGAGGGUGCUAGAAGUGAUGGACGCUAACACUACGGCAGAGCUGAUGACAAAGUGGUCAGAGUUCCCAGAAGUGCACAAGUUUUAUCGACUGCUGGAUCAAGUACCCUACCUCCUGAUGUCACUGCUGGAUCCAAGCGCUGGCAACGCUGUGAGACUGGUGACUGAGGCCUAUGCUACAGUGAAGACGUUUGAAGAGUUCUGUUCUGUAGACUUUAACCUUGACACAGUCUUUCCUGGUUUGCCCAACACAGAUAACUACAGCCCUGACACCUUCAAACAGGCACUGUGUCGUGUCAACUACACAGUACUAGGAGUAGAAGUGAUGCAGUUUCUUGGCACACAUCUUCCAAAUUAUACAGCCAUUUCAGAAACAAUUUUGAUUGACAACACUACGUACCAUGUGUUCUCGGGGAGGCUGACCUAUGACGUGACAGUGUCAGAUGUGAUUAGCAAACUGGUCAAGGUGGUGGGUGCUGUCCAGAGUUUGGUUCAGCACCCAAUCACGUUCAAUGCCUUCCCUCUCCUCAACGGUGCUGUAUGGGACAAGUGGUUUGUCAAAAUGGCUGCACCCUAUCAUUAUAACAAUUUACAAAAUUUGUUAGACAUGGCUUUGUCUCUUCGCCCAACACUGCAGUCAAUACUAACCAGUCCUAUUGGUAGAGACGUGAGCCCAAGCACAUUACGUGGACUAGAGGGUCUGAUCAACUUCCUCUCUGAUUUCAUCAAGAUGCUUGAAGUGGGUAAACUGCCAGAUGUGUGGAAGUCUUAUGAGAAGUUGCCAUUCUUCCGUAAUCUUGUCCAGUUAUCCAACAUGGCCCCAGAUGUGUUGGAUGUAUUUCUUGAGACCCUGAUAGACCCUGUCAAGGGUCAGCGACUGAUGGGGCUUAUGGCCAACCCGAAUUCCACCCUGGAGACUUUCUGUAACUUGACCAUGCCCAAACUGGACUUCAUUUUUGUCAUGCCUGCCAAUUCCUCCAUGUCAUUGGAUACAGUACAGUCUCUGAUUUGCUCUCUGGAGAUUUUCUCACUGGGAUCGCAGCUUGUAAACAUCACCAAUACAGAGUAUAAAUUCAUCAGCGACUUGGUUCUCGGCUCACAAAAACCUACGGGUCAACUCCUCAAUAUCACAGACUUUCUGAAUGACUUGGAUUACCUGCAGGCUGCGUUAAGCAACAUCACGCACAACCCGCCAAACUCUCGGCUCUUCCAACAACUCAAUAUCACAGACUACUUUCCAUUCUACAGCCUGUUUCUGGAGGAAACCUGGAAGCCGUUCUUUGAAAAAAUGUCUGCCAAGAUGACGACCAACCCUGCCAGCAUAUUUGACAUGUUGAAAGCCUUGAAGCCUGUGCUGGGUGCCACACUUCAGAAUGGUGAUGCCAGCCAAAUUUCUGUACUGAUCGGGUUAGAUGGGGCCAUGACCUACCUCACAGACUACUUCACAAUGCUACAAGAAGGGAAACUGGCUGAUCCUUGGGAGGUAUUCAGGGGGGCGCCAAGUUUGCAGAAGAUGUUCACCCUGCUAGACCAGGCCUCAGAGAUUCUGGAGAUUCUCAUAGAGACCAUGAUGUCUCCGACCAAGAGUCAGACCUUCAUGUCUCUGUUUGCCCAACAUCCUAGGCUAGUAUUCCAGACUUUCUGCUCAGAACCUGACGUGGCCGUGUAUUUUGAGAAACCUCCGGGAUCACUGGUUGAUUUGGAUGCAGUUCGUCAGGCCAUCUGCUCUAUCAAAGUGGAGGAGAUUGUGGAGGAGCUGGAUAACUCAUCUCUCUCUACCUUUAACUUUGUGUCCAGGAUGCAGCUGCCAGGGAACCUCACGCUAGAUGUGGACAAAUUUUACCAGCAUUUGGAGGAGUUCCAGGUGGCUUUUAACAAUCUAGCCCUGAAUCCACCAGACGCAGCCAAGUUCACCUCUGCACAACUCAACAUUCUCUUUCCCUUCAUGGGUUUGUUUGACCAGCAACGGUGGUCACAAAUGUUUGACCGGGUGUAUGGCCGCCUGGCCUCCAGAGCUGUUGACCCAUCAUGGUAUGGUGAAGUAUACAGUGAGCAGCUGUCCCAGCUAUUGGGCAUGUUACCCUCUGAGGACCAGGGAUUGGUUAGGGUCAUGGACAUUAUGAUGGAGAUAUAUGGUGUGAUUCUAGACAAAUCUCUACUGGUCACAGGCAAGACAAGUUUCCGUCUGGCUGACCUGUUCCCAGCCUCCCCUGCAAUCCAGCAGCUGGCGAACUUCCUGGACAGCUCACCUGAGCUUGUGGAGAUGAUUCUGUCUUCAGUAACCACACCUCAGUUUGCCAACCUGUACACGAUGACGUUAGACCAGGCAUUACGGGAGAUCUGUCAGCGACCGGAGAGCUACUUCACCCUUUCCCCUGAGUCCGGUAAAACUGUGGAAGAGUUGAUGUCACAGUUCUGCACUAUCAAUCUGACUGCCCUGGCCAGAGAGUUUGAGGAAGAGCUUCACCUGCCAAGUCUUAUACAUAUGUCCAGUAACAUGACGUUUAACCUGACAUCUUACAUUCUGAUCACCGUGAGGCUCAUGAAUUCUACCUGGACAAGAGAGCCCUUCCCCAUGCUGAUCUUUGACAGGUGGACAAACCAGUCAUUCUGGAACAACGUUUUCACCAGAUACUCACAGAUGAUCAGCAGCCCAACUCAAGAAAUUGAGUUGCUCUUGAAGUCAGUCUUACCGAUGAUCCUGCCGGCAAAUGACAGCUCGUUCCAAGCUGUGGCUGUGGUUAUUGAGGAAGUGACACGGGUCAUUAAUGCCAAGCUGACAGAGCUAACCAACGGCACUCUUAGCCUUGACACCUUGUUUGACGAUGCUCCCAGGGUGAAGCGCUUAUUGGAGGAGUCACUGGGUAUUGCUCCAGAUCUGCUACAUGCCCUGUUCUCUGCCACCAUCUCCCAGCCGGACAAACUACUGGAACUUGUCACCACUCCCGACUGGAAGGCGGGGAUCUGUGGGCAGCCAGGCGCCCUCCAGGCUGUCUUCAGUCUACCUGCGACCAUCAACUCCUCCGAGGUGCAGCGAGUUGUCUGCUCGGUCAACGAGACCCUGCUGGCCAGGGAUGUCAUCCACAUGCUUGGCAUCGACAGAAUCCAAACCAAGUUGCAACAACUGCAUGACGGCAAACUGGUGAUCAACUGGGAGGAGGUGUUUGCUCAAUCUAACCAGCUUUAUGCUGCCAUAGCCAGGCUGAUCCGUCACCCUCCCCGCAUACAGUUCCCGGUCAUCGACAUGCAGGCCCUGGACAAACUGGCACAGAGUAUACUACAGAACCUCAAUGACCCUAACAGCGGCCUUGUUAACCUGGUCAAGGUGUUGAAUGUCCUGGACAAGUAUCUCAAUGGAACAGAAGGCUGGGCAUUUGUCACUAACUACUACAGAGCCUCUGAAAUCCUGCUGUCCUACAUGAACCACAUAGUGGGCAUGCUGACCCAGUCAGGACGGAAGGUAGACCUGGCUAGUCUGUUUGGAGGGUCUCCUCACCUACGCAGGCUGCUUGACCUUGUCUUCCACCUGGGCCCAGACUUCCUCAAUGGCUUCCUGUCCGCAUCAGUUAAACCAGAAAUGAUUGCCAGCCUAGCCACGGGGAAGUUUGACCCAGCCACUCAGCUGUGCAGCGAGUCUGACAUGCGGCGAUACUUCAGCUUCCAUCCCUCCUUCAAUCUGACUUACGCCAUUGCUGCUCUGUGUCAGUUCAACAGUUCUCAGGUGCUGGCAGAGCUAUCCAACUUGUUUGAUAUCAGGACUUUAGGAGACCAGCUGGCAGGUAUAGGACAAGAUGGAGAGAAGUUUGAUCCCUUGGACUACAUCAGGCAAAUGCAGGAGUUCUCAACUAAUCUCGUCAGGCUGUUCAAAACAACAGGGUUCACCUUUGACAGUGUGGAUGUGAUCAAGUACAUGCAGUUCAAUGGAAGCAUGGAUGCUUUGUUGCAAAACUCAUUACUCAUGGCCAUAUCAAAGAAUGCUACCAGCUUUGCUGAACAACUUCAGCUGAUGAUGCCACUGAUAGAGAAGACAGAGUUUUGGAAGGCUGUACGACCUAUGCUGAAUGCUGUCAAUAUUCUAACAGAUGUUCUUAACAGGAAACUCACAGUUAUUGAAACUCAGCCCAUAACACUGGAAAACCUUCUGAAGAAUGCUACACACAUUAGACAGUUGAUGGAGAAAGGCUUUGAACUUGCUCCAGAUUUUGUCUCUUCAAUACUUCAGUCGACAGCAAAUACAACUGCUUAUUUGUCUUUAGUGAGCAGCAUUGCAGAUAUUCCAGACUUCUCCAAUAUGACGUAUGAUGAAUUGAUGAACUACACCUUCCCCACCCUCAUCACAGAGACUGAGAACUUCUGUCUGCUGGACAUGGUGAUUCUACCCCCCUGGGUGAACACCACGGCCAUGAGAAGUGUGGUGUGCACCGUCAACGCCACCAUCUUACUGCAUGAGCUCAAGCAGCAAAUCAGCUUUGACAAGAUAAUGGCAGAGUUAGCCAAAAUUGGACAGAAUAUCAGUGAACCCUUCAGCUGGAGACAGUUCUUGACCAACAUACAAACCCUGCAGGUGAAACUCGGCCAACUGCCCAAAGUAAACAUCAAUGUGCCCGUCUUCCCAGACUUCCUGGCUGCCUUAUUCAGUUACCAUGGAGACAUGGAAGGCUGGCUAACGAGACUAGAACGUGGUGCUUUUAAUUCUCCUUAUGGUUUUCUUGAUGGCCUCAAAGGCUUUCUUCACAGUGUCCUGAGUUCUGUGUGGGUUGGAGCUGUUACUGAAAGGAGUACACCCAACGAAACAGUGGUUCAAUUAAUGACAGCUAUAGGGAAGCUGUUGACACUGAUGGAGGGGCAGGUCAAAGCUGUGGAGACAGUGAACUUGAGGACAUUGUUCAAGUACAGUGAGGUGUCAGCUGAUCCGCAUGCACUAUUAUCUGGAGAUGCUGCUGUUAUUGACAAGUUCUUGGACGUGAACUUCCGACCAGGAAAGUGGGCAGAGUUGAGAAAUACCUCGUCCAAGGAUGUCUUAUUGUGUGGAAAUGUCUCCCAUCCCGACCAGGUGUUUGAACUUCCACCUGAUGUUGACCCUCGUUUAUUGGCCACGAUUAAUACAGUAUUCUGUGACCGCUCCUCCCCAGCUUACACCCAGUUCCAAGAUGCAAUCAGGACGUAUGAUUCCAACGGCUAUAUGGUGGACGUCUUAUCACAGGUGAUAGGAUCGCCAGUGUACAACAGCACUGAGAAUUACGCCAGUGUUGUGGAGAAGACCAUUGAUUUACUGGACUUGAUUUUGCCGUGGCAGUCACAAAGGGGUCAUGGGCUUUCCCCUGCCCUGACCCAGCUCCAAACAUUCUGGCAGAAACAAGCACCCAGGUUCAAUGCUAAGCUGUAUGCAGCAGGUGUGAAUAUCCUGCUCAGUCUGCUGGAGCGUGGGUCUGUGGCAGCUGCUGAUUGGUCGAGGGCAGGAGAUGGGGUCCGUCAGAUCGUGGAGUUUGUCACAUCCACUCUACACACUCUCACAGGUGACCCUGUUGACCUGUCCAGACUGUUCCGGGACAACUCUGCACUGGUCAGAUACAUCAACACCACACUCUCCUCCAGCACUACGUUCAUGCAGGCUAUGCUCCAGGGUAAAAUCAAACUAGACAAGUUGUUGCCCCUCUUGUCCCGCCCUAAUGGCCAGAGAGAAUUAUGUGAGAAGAGGAUGUUUGAGCAAGUGUUCAUGUCUGAUGUCAAUACAACUCAGGAGGAUAUGUACACGGCCAUCUGUCAAAACACCAGUCAACUUUUCCAUGGUCUCGCACAGAUCCUAAACAUUGAUGUUGGUGACUUUAUGGCCAAGCUGGUCCGUCUUUUUAACUCAUCUCUGCCUCCCCCCGUGGUGGACUGGGAGGGCCUGUACCUGAAGACAGACACUCUGGUGGGUAUGGUCACUGACCUAGCCUCACAGGACCCAUUGGCCUUCCUGGAGACGCUGGUACAGCAGUGGACCGGCAGCCAGAACAAUCUACUUCAGAUCCUCGACAGACUACAGCAUGGAGACCAUGAGCUGCUGUCUAACCUGGUGAUGAUGUGGGGGCAGAUUCUGGGACGUGCGGACUUCAAUCGUUACCUGUACCCAUUGUUCCAGUACCUGGAUGGACCAAUCUUACAGCAGGUAGCUCAGCAGGCCAAGAUGUUCAGAGAUUUAGUUGAUGGAAGUGCCAUGGAUGCCCUGGCUGCCUUUGUCAAUAUGGACAAACUUGCGAAAGAACAAGUGAGAGGAAUGGCCUCCCUGACCCUGAUACAGGACACGGUUUGCAAUGUGGAAAAACUUGGACAGGUGUUACCUAAGCAAUAUGAGAAUGCCUCUGUAGUGUCUAGAGCUUUGUGUGGUCAACCGGCAGAUUCCUGGUAUGAUAACCUGGCCAGUCUGGGCAUGGGACCCCUGGAUGUGAUAACAUUGUCGUCUGUGCUCCAGGGCUAUUUCUUCACACAUGCCUUCAAUGCUUCUGGUCAGAACCCACCGCUGAGUUCCCUGGAUUGGUCCAAAUUUGGUCAGCACCUCCAGGGAUUACUCACUGAUCUAGGCAUGCCCAUUUCAUAUACUGGGGGUACCUGGCAGUCAGUCCUCACUCAGGUGGGAAUGGGGUCUCUGCAAUCAUUGAUUAGUGUUGUCGACAUCCUGCGGUUUGCAGACCCCUUUAUCCCGCCACAAUACUUGAAUGAUGCCAAACAAUACAUCCAGGCUAUUUCGAACGUCUUCAGUGUCACUAAUGACCUCCUCGAUCAUCUAACAGCAUCUAAUUCUUCUCUGAAGCUGAUCAAGCUGUAUUCUGAAGGUGACAAAGCCAAGGCUAUGAUCCGGUCUCUACUGGGGGAAGAGUUGGCAGCUCAGUUCCUAACCGCCUCCGUGAAUGCUGGACAGUUGUUGACCAUGGUACAGGCAGGAAGUUUACGUUUUACAGUUUGUGACCAAGCCUCUUUUAAAAAGUCAUUUCAAUUUGAGGCUGGUGUGAAUUCAUCUGUCCUUCGAGUUCACCUGUGUGAGGCGGCCAAGUCUAACGCUAGUCUGGCAGAUAGGCUUGUUGAACUGCUGGAUGUUCAGAGUGUUGUCCAAGAGGGAAUGAAGAUGCAGGGUCCGUUGCGGAAUCACACUGUGCUGACAGGAUGGGAGCUGUGGAACUAUGCCAAACUCCAGCUGCAGAGACUGAAGGACAAAUUGGGUCAGCUGUGGAGGACCUAUGCUGUGGAGACAGACAGCCCUGAUAAGGGCAUGAGAGCGAUAGGGCACAUCCUACUGGGUCUGUCUACCAACUCACACAUGUAUAGUCAGAGCUGUCAAACAGUGCUUUCUCUGUUGGGGUCGCAUGGAACUCAGGUGAAACCUGUCCUGUCCAAAGUGAUGACCAGUCUACAGCUGUUACAAGAAGAGGUCAAGGUCACUGAAGAUUUUGAUCAAAUUGUGUGUAGUUUGCGAGGAAUGAAGUUGCAUGAGAUUGUCCGAAAACUGGCAGACAUCAACGUCUUCGGACUCAUUGAUAUGUAUGUCAACAUGAAUAGUCACAAUGAGCCCUUCACCUGUGACAGUAUGGGACAAUUGCUCUCUCAGCUCUUGACAUCAAAUCGAAGUCUUCCAGGGCUGUUCGGUGAGGAUUUCCAGCAUACAAGGAAGUGCCUGUGGGAACUACUGGAGCCCAGCAGUGAAGCCAUCAAAAACAUAGACUCUAUAUUUGGCCUGAUGUCUGAGGUGCUGGGGAUUUUAGACGACAACAACCUGGCCCUGCUGGGCUCAGCGUUGAACUCCUACUUGAAGCCUGUCAUUCCUUACAUAGAGCUGUUCUUCAAGGCGGCACUGGGGCAGCAGGAGGUGGUCAUGUCCCUCUCCAGCCUGCUGAAAAACCCCACCCAAGUGACAGAGGACCUUGUAGAUGUUCUCCAGAUUUCACCCCAGAUUAUACAAAACCUUUUCAAUUCCACCCUCAACCUGGACAUUGUUCGCAUUCUAAACAACUCUGCAGAUGCCAUUAAGAACAUUCUUUGUGAAUCUGAUGAGCUAUCUAAAUACCUGACGUUACCAAAGGAUGUGGACCUGACUGUGGAGACACUUAGCAUGGAGCUGUGUAACCAGAACCUGACAGAUGCCAUCCGUAUUGUACAGUCAGCCCUAGACGUUGGCCGCAUUGCCUUUGAGCUGUCCAAAGUCUCUCUGGGUAGUGUAGAUGUGAACUGGUACAGAGGUUUGGCCACCCACAUCUCCGGCCUCAUGACAAACAUACAAGGACUCUCAGAGGUCUUCAAAGUGUUCACAGCAUCAAAAGUCAACUGGGAUGAGGCUCUUCCUGAGCUCCAAAGAAUAUUGAAGACCAAGAAACCAGAGCAAGUUAUAAACAGUGUGGAUCUCAUCAUACAAGAUUUCCAGGCUGUGACCUCUGACCCAGAAGGGAAUAUGGUCUUCAACACCUUAAGGCUUGUUAACAAGGGGCUGGUGGCUUCAGACCUGUUCAGCUUGUUGUUUAUUCCUGACAUUAAGGACAUGAUUACUGACCCGGACUCGUUCAGGCGCUACAUGAUUAAUGACUUACACUUCACCCCUGAAGUUGCUGAUGCCAUUCUGACUGCCGAGAUGUCUGUCAUGAGCAAGGAUUUGGUUCACAACUUGACCGAGAUAGUGUGCGACUAUGAGAAGCUGGAAAAGAUCUUAGUGCUGGAUGAGCGACGAGUACCCGGGAUCACGGUGCAAAAUGUGAGUGAGGCUCUGUGCAGCCUGGACACAGAAGAGCUUGCCAAUGUCACACAGAUCGCCUUCAAAGCACUUGAUCUUGGGGAUAUCCUGCGCCAAAUCCUGUCGGUCAGCUUGGACCAUCUCCUGGCAGACUCUGGCCUGGACAUCAAGGAGAUGGAGGGGGUGUUUAAGGAGCUUCAGGAUGUGGAGGAUGACCUGCGGGAGAUGAGUGAGAAGAUGAAGGAGAUCAGUGCAGAGUUCAACCUCACUCGUGUUAUACCCUCUCCACAAGCUCUCACCAGUUCGAGUGGUAUUAAUAUCAUGAGUACAUUGCUGUGUGGGAAUAGCCUGGGGAUACGCGAUGAGUUUCAGCUGAGUGGUAUUGUGCAAAAUGAUGAUGAUGAUGAUAGUGCCCAGUCCUUGGUGAUGGAAAAUGAUGAACCAUCAUCAGAACAGGAUGUAGACAAAGGACUCUCAGAAAAUGAAAUGAGGGAAAUCUCCGCAAUGCCAACUGUGUUCUGUCAGGAUCUCUUGAGAACGGUGUAUAAGUCAACAGGCUCAGUGGGAUCCAUUCUGUGGACGUACUUAAAACCUCUUCUCCGUGGCAAGAUUCUAUACUGUCCCACAACAACUCAUAGCCAGACCAUAAUCAAAAAGGCAAAUGCAACUUUUGAGAUGUUGUAUAAUGUGAACAGACUGGCUCAUGAUUGGGCUGGAGGAAGUGAAGAUUUGAGGACAUUUGUCCUUACAGUCAAGCGACAGGAUAUCUUCAUGUCCCUGUUGUCGAGCCCUGAGGUGAGCAGUAUGAUAGAACAAAGUCUGGGUGUGUCAGGAGCAUCUGUCAGCAAGAACUUGGAGCAGCUCACCUCGAUGUCCGAGGAACAACUGGACAUUUUCCACUCAGUGGCCAAUUUGUUGGCCAACCUUACCGACUGCCUGAACUUUGACCGCUUUGAAGGACAGGACACGGCUAGUGAGAUGUUCAGACGCUCCGAAGAACUGACCAGGUCCAAGGAGAUGAUGGCAGCGGUGGAGUUUGAGUUCAUUGAUUCAGAGGUGAAGAGAAAGAAGAGAGCAGAGCCCACAAACGCCAUGCCCAAGAAUGUAGUCUACAAGAUCAGGAUGGAUCUAGAUAAUGUGCCCACCACUACCUUCCUGAAAAGGCCUGUUUGGCGACCGGUGCCAGAGGAUAACUUUGCUGAUGACCUGCGUUACCUGCGUGGAUUUGUGCAGCUUCAGGAGAUGAUAGAUCGUGCAGUGAUUGAGAUCCACACGGGAGACAAUGGUUCAUUCCCAGCCACUUACCUACAACAGUUCCCUUUUCCCUGUCAUGAACAAGACUUGUUCCUGCACUACCUGAGUUACUACCUGCUACCCCUGAUGAUGACCUUGGCUUGGAUAGGCUCUCUGGGGAUAGCCAUCAAGAUUCUGCUGUACGACAGGGAAACUGGCAUUGAGGAGACGCUGAAGGUCAUGGGCCUGAAGAGUGGGGUUAACUGGCUAGCCUGGCUGCUGAUCACCAUGCUCUUCAUGAUGCUGGUGGCCGGAUUGGAGGUUCUCAUCCUCAAGGUCUCCUCCAUCCUCCGCUUCAGCAACUGGGUCAUUCUGCUGGUCCUCAUCGCAGAUUUCUGCUUCUCCUCACUCAUGAUGUGUUACAUGGUCAGUGCGUUCUUCACACGUGCCAAUAUGGCUGCCCUGACCUCUCUGAUUGUGUACCUGUUGUCCUACUUGCCCUUUGUCAUGGUGACUGCUCUGGAGCAUGAGAUGACAUUCACAGAGAAGAUGCUGUCUUGUCUUAGUUCAACGUCAGCGUUCGGGUUUGCGUGUCAGUUCAUGUCACGGUUUGAGGAGCAGUUAGUGGGUAUCCAGUGGCACAACACCUGGCUUAAUACAGUGGAAGGUCAUGAUAUGAACUUUGCCUGGACCUGCAUCAUGAUGGCCGUGGAUGGGGUCAUCUAUCUCAUCAUCGGCUGGUAUGUCCGCAAUGUCAUCCCAAGAAAGUAUGGUGUACCAUUACCGUGGUAUUUUCCUGUUAGCCCAAGAUACUGGGGCUGUGGAAGCUCACCCAAGACCAAACUUCGGGCCACAAGAGGAAGAGACAACGGUUUGUCAACUGACCGUCAUCUGAUUGAGCACACACAUCAGGUCAACCAGCAGGACGUGGGGAUUUCCCUUCAGAACCUGACCAAAAUAUACAGUCGGACUCCAGCAGUCCAUCACCUGUUUGCCGAUUUCUACAAGGGGCAGAUAACUUCUCUCCUAGGACACAAUGGUGCUGGCAAAACCACCACAAUUAACAUGUUAACUGGAGUGAUUCGACCUACACAUGGCACAGCAUUUGUGAAUGGACUAGAUAUCUACACGAGCCUCGACAAGAUCCGGCGUGAUGUGGGAAUUUGUCCUCAGUACAACACACUGUUUGACUUCAUGACUGUGAAGGAGCACCUGGAACUGUUCAUUGGACUGAAGGGCAACUUUACGGGUAAAAGUGCCAAGGAUGAAAUUCACAGAAUGCUAGACUGUAUUGACCUGUAUGAUCAGAGGUAUGUCCCUGUAAGGCAGCUUUCAGGGGGCAUGAAGCGUCGACUCUGUGUUGCCCUUGCCUUUGUUGGUGGGUCAGACAUGGUCAUCCUAGAUGAACCGACCAGUGGUGUGGACCCCAGUGCUCGUCGAGGCGUCUGGGACGUCAUUCUACAUAACAGAUCCAAUCGUACCAUCCUGCUGUCCACCCAUCACCUGGACGAGGCAGACAUCCUCAGUGACCGCAUCGCCAUACUUCACGAUGGCCGCCUCCUCUGCUGUGGAUCCUCUAUGUUCCUGAAGAAACAGUUAGGGUCAGGUUAUCAUCUGACGGCAAUCAGUGACCCAGAGUCAUCUUCUCAGUCAAGCUCCUCGGCAAAAGAAUCUGAUGUGUCAGACACAACAUCCAGCCUGAUGCAGGUGAUCAGGAAGUACAUCCCUGGCGCUGAGGUUCAGGAGGAAAUGGGAACAGAGGUCAAGGUCAGCCUGCUAGCCACGGACGUCGAGAAACAGAACUUCCAGAGAAUGUUCACAGAGCUUGAUGAGCGCCUGCCAGAACUGGGCAUCAUGUCCUACGGAGUGUCGGGGGAAACAACCCUGGAGGAGGUUUUCUUGAAAGCAUGUUACCUUGCUGAUCAUGGGAAGUCAUUCACAUCAGAAAACCUGAGAACUUCUAUCACGGACAACCAUCUGCGAAGCAGUUUUGCCCUGAGCAGUAACAAGAGCAGCCACUCUGUUACAUCAGACCUGCCCACCUUAGUUCAUGAUUCAAAUCGAGUGAAGCGUUACUAUGGUCUGGGAUUGAAGCUGCAGCAUUUCAAGGCACUUUGGCUGAAGAGGUUCCAUCAUUACCGACGAGACUGGCGACUGCUCUUCACCCUCAUCAUCUUACCCAUGAUAUUUGUGGCUGCAGGGAUGGGAUUUGCCCUGAUCCAGAGGUCCCUGGACAACACUCCACCCCUUGUGCUCACCCCGGCUGUGUACGGGGAGGGACAGUUUGCCUUCCUAAAAAAAGACGUGCGCACUGAGAUGUUUGAUAAGAUGUCAGAGUCCAUGACCGGCAAGCCAGGCUUUGGGACUACCUGUAUGCCAGCUAUGAGAAAACAUACGUACAUCAAAGAAGACUUCCAGUGUGUGGCCAAUCCAGAUGAUCAUUACUUAGCCGGUGUUAAGGGAGACAAGCCAGUGAAAUGUGAAUGUGUGGACUUUCGGUACGAGUGUGAUGGUGAGCCAGACCGUCCCCCGCAGCGACUCACACAGACUGGGAUAAUUCUUCAGAAUCUGUCAGACGUCAACAUUGAAAAAUACCUGCUGGACAGCUUCCCUCAUUUCCGUCACAACAGGUACGGAGGCUGGUCCUACGAGGAUGGUGACAAAGCUAAAGUCUGGUAUAACAACAAGGGCCACCACGCCAUGCCAGCCUAUCUAAACACACUGUCCAACACAAUCCUGCGCUCCCGGCUUCAACCCACAGAGUACCCCGAGGAAUAUGGAAUCACCACAAUAAACCACCCAUAUACACUGACGGAUACGCCCUUGAGGAGAGACUCUGUGAUGCAGAAGGCUGGGGAGACUGGCAUAGCCAUGGUGAUACUGCUUGCCUUCAGCUUCAUUGUGGCCAGUUUUGUCAUCUAUGUUGUGGAUGAGAGAAUCCGCAAAGAGAAGCGUCUGCAGCACAUUAGCGGAGUUACUGCCCUUACCUAUUGGAGUGUGGCCUUUGUCUGGGAUAUGAUGAUAUUUGCUCUAACCGUCGGGCUAGCUGUUGGUAUCAUGGCCAUAUUCCGCAUCCCCAGCUACUGGGACAGAGACAACUUGCCGGCUGUUGUGAUUCUGUUGCUACUUUUUGGUGCGUCCACCACAAACAUGAUGUACAUGACUACCAAACUGUUCCACACGGCAGCCACGGCCUACAUGACCCUCUUCUGUGUCAACAUGCUGAUUGGCCUGAUCACCAGCCUGACAGUCUUUCUCCUCAGCUUCUUCACCCAAUACCAGGUAAUUUCCCAGGUGUAUGACAUUGUGAAGUAUGUCUUCAUGAUUUUCCCCCAAUACUGCCUGGGUGAAGGCUUAGUGCGUAUCACCAAGAACCAGCUGAUCACAAGUCUGUUCGCUCGAUUCGGGGAAGAUGUCUACAAGAAUCCGUACUCCAUGGAAUUCCUGGGAUGGUUUUAUGUUGCCAUGGCAAUCCAAGCAGUAGUGUUCUUCAUUAUCACGCUGAUGACAGAAAUCCGCACCCGGCCUCUGUUCAGGAACAAGAGACAGAAAGUGAACAUGCUGGAAGAAUAUGAUGUGAAGGCAGAGCGAGAGAGAGUGGGCAAAAGUCGACCCUCAGACCACGCGGUUAUGGCCAGCAACCUGUCCAAGCUCUAUUUACGUGGCUUGAAGAAGAUCAUUGCUGUGGAUAAUGUGUCAUUUGCAGUACAGUCAGGGGAGUGUUUUGGCUUAUUAGGCGUUAAUGGAGCGGGUAAAACAACUGUGUUCAAAAUGCUGAUCGGGGACACAGACCUAUCUGGUGGGGAUGCUUAUCUCAAUGGAAAGAGUGUGCAAAGUUUAUCAGGACAACAGAGACAGGCUAUGGGCUACUGUCCCCAGAGUGAUGCCCUGGAUGACUUUGUCUCCGGGAGAGAGUUACUCUACUGUCAUGCCCGACUGAAGGGUACCACUAGCUAUGAUGCUAAACAGAUGAUCAGCGCUCUUUCGAACAGUCUGUAUAUGGCCAGCUUCCUGGAUCAGGCCACGAAGACAUACAGUGGGGGUAUGAAGAGGAAACUGUCCCUGGCCAUUGCUGUCAUUGGCCGGCCAGAUGUCAUCUAUCUGGAUGAGCCUACAGCUGGUAUGGAUCCUGUCAACAAGAGACUGGUGUGGAACCUUAUCCUAGACCUGGUGAAAGGCGGCACCUCCAUCAUUCUCACCUCACACAGCAUGGCAGAGUGUGAUAUUCUCUGUAACAGACUGGCUAUCAUGGUCAAUGGAAGGUUUGUCUGUAUGGGAAGCCCACAGCAUCUUAAACACAAGUUCAGUGAAGGCUACAGUGUCAUCACCAAAGUAAAAGGCCCUCCGUCAAAUGCCCAUGUCGUGGUACAGUUCAUGGUAAACACAUUCCCUGGAACCCAUCUCAAGGACCAGCACAAUGGCACGCUGGAGUUUGCCAUUCCUCUGGAAAGUGCUCACCUUCCUAACAUCUUUGGCCACUUGGAGAGACAGAAGCACAACCUUGCCAUUGAGGAUUACUCUGUACAGCAGACGACACUGGAUGCGGUUUUCCUUCAAUUUGCCAAGAAUCAGACAGAUGGUAUAACUGAGUCGCCUGAUGGCAGUGUGACAGAGACAGAUUUCGCGGUGUCCACAUCUAAGCUACAGGCACACCUGGCACUCUCUGGGCCAUUUGUUAAUGAGUCCCAUGCCUUCAUGAAUCCACAAAUGAUGGGCAUGGCUGAGCUCCAGCCUGACCAAGGUUAUCUCUCCAAAAAUAGUCAGUCCAGUGUGUCAAGACAUAGUAGUAUGAGGUCAGAGAAAGGCAAGAUCAACCCCCUGUAUCCAAUGUUGGAGGUCGGUGACGAAGUGACACACCUGUAGGUCAGACUCCACCAGAGGUCACUAGUGAAGUGACACACCUAUAGUUCAGAUUCUACCAGAGGUCACUGGUGAAGUGACACACCUUUAGUUCAGACUCCACCAGAGGUCACUGGUAAAGUGACGCACCUAGAGCUCUGGUUCUCCCUUUUUUGUGAAAUUCUAUGUGUUUAUCAAGAGCUUUUUCUUAUGAGUACUUAUGCACCAAGACAAAGUUAUGAAGCUUGUAUGAAAUCAAGUAGAUACAGUAAGUACAUGUAUGCAUCAAUUUGAGCACAUGUGUACACGAAAUCAUUUCUGUAAAGAAACAUUUAAAAUUUUAUAUUCCUGGCCAUAUUUUUGGUGAAAAAUCUUUACUGGAACCUGAAAAUGUUUUUCAGAAAAUCAUUUUACACAAAAUUUUGUGUGAAUGUUUAACUUUUAAAUUGAUAUACAUGCAUAAAAUGUUUAUUGAAUGUCUUUAAUAGAAAUUGCUAAACAUUUUAACAGAAUUUAUAUUUUCUUACACAUUCUAUUUUUGUAUACGUAUAUAUUUUAUUCCAUUCAAUGUUUUGCUAAAAAUGGUAAAAAAGAACAGAUUUUGGAUGAAUGUUAUGAUAUUGUACAACAGUCAUGUGUCUGUUAGCCUGUUUGCCAGAUCCCCAGUUAUCUGUGUAGCAGAGGCUGCUACAGGGGAUAGUUGUUCAAGCAUGAUUUGCACAAGGUUGUACCUCAUUCAGCUCAUGGUUUAUUCCAAUGGGUAAGUCUUACAGGCCAAGCCUGUAUGUGCAGGAUAAUUAUGGCCUCGUGAUUCAAUGACUAAGCGGCCGUGUAGAUGACAUUGGCAUUGGCCAAGUAGGUGUUUGUUGGGGAUAUUUGUGUUUGGUGCUAUCCUGUAUCUUCUUUUCAUCAAAUGAUUACCUGUGUUUGUCACUUGUCUCAUUUUUAAUUGAUACAUGCUCAAUUUAAAACACCAUGACUGCACCAUCCCAUUGUACGCGAGUUAUUAGAUAAAAUAUUGGUAAAAUGAUUUACAUGUAUGCACCAGAUGUCUGUUUUGGCUGAUCUGGAUUUUACUGUUGGCUCUUUGACUUAGAAGUUGAUCUCACCCAACUAGCAUAUUUCCUGUCCACUUGAACAAAGGUUUUAUCCGGUGUGUUUAAAAUGCUGAAAAAAUUUUUAAAAACCAAAAAAAAAAGAAGUGCAGUUGCUGACAGUUUUAUAACACUGUGACAACUUUUUUCAAAAUGUUAUCCAAAGCCUCUUGUUUUAGAGCCAGGAGAAAACAGCUGAAGUGUAUACAAUGGUAGAAUGGUUUUAAUGAUAGUUUCUCACUUGUACCUCUCAGAAAGAGAUGGAAUCUUUCAAUUUGUCUUGUUCACAUGAAGCGCAGGAAUGGUGUGAGAGUGGAAAAUACAAAGAGAAAUAUGCAAAUAACAAUGCAAAACCUAGCAAAUAUUUGGUAUGAAUAAUAAAUUAAUAUACAUGUUCACUUUAAUCAGAUAUGUUUUUUUGUGAUAUUCAAACUGUAAUAGUUUUUAUUCAUAUCUUUUUUUGUUUGUCCUUGUAUCCUGUGAGCAUUGUCUUUAUAAUUCUGGCAUUGGUUAUUAAACUUUUUGCAAUGCCAACAUCCAGAUAACACUGAUAGAACUUUUGUUUGGAGUGUCUAUGCUGUAGAAAUAGGUAAUUUUGGAACAAAAAUAUACCCACAUGAUAAGUCUAUUCUAGUAUAUUUGUUUGCGACAAACAUUGUCUGUCAAAAUAAAAUGAUUCCCUUGUAA